ACCGACGCGAUUCAGCGUGGUUGUCAACUAGAUAUGCCACACUCCAAAGCGUACUGGACAAAUGACAUCGACGAGAAUCCAGCUCGUAUUGUGGAUAUCUUCAAUACAAUGUUUGACACUACGGACUCGGAGAGUUGGUUGGAAAGUCCGUUUGGCUCUGAGAACGUUACCAGCUUAAUCCUUGCUGUACGCAACACCAUGGUGCAAGGACAUCCCUCUGUUCGGUGGGGGCGGCUGAUAGAAGCAGGUAUGACGGACGCCAUGUGUCGAUGUGUGGUCAAAGCCUAUAGUGGCUCGUGGCCAUGGCACAUGGUUUACGACGAAGAUAAACCCUCGGAUUUUGCACUAUUUUUGGAGCUGUUAGCGCUAGUAGUUGUCCACAUCAAGCAGUUUCCUUCUCCAACCAAGGAUCUAUGUCUUCAUUCUCUAGAGCGAAACUGGAAUGAAUUAGUUCUUCGGCUUGAGAAUGACCCUUGCAACAUGAUGAAACCAGUCGAAAUGUAUGCAGGAGAGCGUGCCAGCUUCUCGGACGUACUCAUAAAUAUUCUUGUGAUACAUCCGGACUUCGCACGAACCGUGGAUGCGCCUAACGAUCUCACCAUCUCUUUUCUGAUGCGUUGUCUCAUGCAUUCCGUGGCAUACCUAGAUUUCAACAAAUGUGUCUUGGCAUUAACAGCCCUCAUCGACCCAGUACCCCCGACACUCAGGCUCAUGUUUGCCUAUCGCCUGGAGCACCCACGACCCCCAGAUAUCAUUGCUCGCAUGCAACGCGGAAUCCCUGGCCGAUCGUUCGCCUCCUUCUUCACGCACUACUUCAGUAAAAUCUGCGGCAACAACAUCAACUACUGCACUGAACUGCUGUGCGCACUCAUCGAACACGCUUCGUGGGUCUCUCCAUCCGACAGAGACUUCCUCCAUGAUCUGGCCAAUCAUACCAUCGCUUUUGAACUACUAUUUAAGAUAUUGAGGACCUCUGGAGAUGACUUGAAGGAAUGCGGGGACACGCCGGAUCGUGCAAUAGUGCCCAUACUCAUCCUGAUGAGAAUAUGUGCAGAAAAUACCAACGAACGCGACCUUAUGCGUACUUGGUUUCGUUUGGAUGUCUUCAGUGCGCUGGAAUUGGCACUGACUCAACAUGGACGAGAUGUCACACGCGUAUACGCUUUGGUGGCCGUCGUUUUCAGUAAAAUCUUCCAAAUCGUCAAGAACACUCCAUCCCUCCUCUCCAUCACCCGCCCCCACUUUCCACGUCCACGUUUUUUGCGAACCUGUCUCGACAUGACGUUUCUUCACAAGGACUUUCUUUCGCGUGAAUUGCAUGGACAUGACCCUACAUAUUACAAACCGCUAUAUUGGAUGUGGAUCCUCGUCUAUCAUCUCGAACAGUUAGCUUCCAUCGACCGUCAAUGCUCGAGACGGGGAUGCCGGAAUCGACGGGUUUGGAGAUGCAGAGCAUGUAAAAGCGUGGGAUAUUGUGGGGCCGAAUGCCAGUCGAA
Messenger RNA from Stereum hirsutum FP-91666 SS1, 1496 nucleotides. RefSeq lists its product as uncharacterized. The transcript has 6 exons. The annotation marks the transcript as partial. The record is from RefSeq and is a predicted model, not a curated record. NCBI's taxonomy places the organism in Eukaryota, Fungi, Basidiomycota, Agaricomycetes, Russulales, Stereaceae.